AUGAUUUCAACAAUCGGCACAACAACAAUUCAAACUACAGCACCAAACUCGUUAGUCAUGAAUCCAACAUCUAUGUUAGUAGAGAUGAAAAGCUUCAUUCCUUCUUCAUAUACUUUCGAAACAAAAAUCCAGAAGAUAAAGCAAGAACUUUUAACAAGUAAUUUAGACUGUAGUGCGAAAGAUGAAACAAAUGAACAGUAUCUUUAUGAAAUGCAGGACAUUAUUGACCAUUUACCCAAAUUGCCUGAAAUCCAACAACAAAAACUAACUAUUCCUGAAUUCGACGAAAUUGAAGUCAAAACAACUGACUCAGUAGAAAUAAAGAAGUUCAUACGUAAAGUAAAUUAUGAAUUCCUUGGUUUUCAUUGCAACCAUAAAGUUAUGGACAAAGAUUGCGACAUGGUUUAUAAGAAUGUUUCUGACAUAUAUAAAUCUGAAGAAUUUAAGACCUACGAUAACUUUGUUUCAUUAGUUGCUGAAUGUGUUUGGGAAAUAAGAGAUAAAGAUAGAAGAGGCAAAGUAUGGAACGAACAACUAAGACCCGCUAUGUUUGAGAUGAAGAGAGCAAUUGACGCCUUAGUUGUUUUAGCAGGUCAAAUUUCAAUGUAUAACGCAAAAAUGAACCCGCAAU
This is a messenger RNA of Trichomonas vaginalis G3, 631 nucleotides long. Its product is annotated as organellar and viral DNA polymerase type B. The transcript has a single exon. The record is from RefSeq and is a predicted model, not a curated record. Lineage: Eukaryota; Parabasalia; Trichomonadida; Trichomonadidae. The annotation marks the transcript as partial.